Metschnikowia bicuspidata var. bicuspidata NRRL YB-4993 is the source of this 744-nucleotide messenger RNA. Its product is annotated as ubiquinone biosynthesis protein. Gene Ontology annotation, biological process: ubiquinone biosynthetic process. Gene Ontology annotation, molecular function: lipid binding. The record is from RefSeq and is a predicted model, not a curated record. The transcript has a single exon. NCBI's taxonomy places the organism in Eukaryota, Fungi, Ascomycota, Pichiomycetes, Serinales, Metschnikowiaceae. Gene Ontology annotation, cellular component: mitochondrial inner membrane. The coding region runs from base 1 to 744 and encodes 247 amino acids.
AUGUUUUCCCGCACGCCAGGAGCGCUCCGCCUGUGUGCCCGUGCGUACCAUUCGAUUUCUCAUCCAGCGUCCAAUGUCAUCGUGCACAGCAAGUCCCCCGAGGCCGUGUUGUUUUCCAAGGCCAUCGAGCACGUGCCCCGGCACGGGUUCUCCAAAACCGCCAUUGACGCUGCGGUGGCGGACUUGCAGUUCCUGGACCUGAUCCAGAGCGCCAUCUCGGCGUCCCUGGGCCGCUCCAUGGAGUUCCUGUUUGUACUCUUCUGGCUCAAGAUGCAGCGGCAAAAGUUGCAGGACCACGUGCUCGACGCGGGCCUGCCGUUCCACCAGAUCGGCGACGAGUACGACCGCGCAGCGUACCUCUUGAACAAGAGAUUGCUGUACAACCGGCCGGUGAUCGGGCAGCUUCUGGGCGCGCUUGCCCAGCUCGUGGUGCCGUACAACGUGGCGCUGUCGUUGGAGGAACUACAUAACUUGAGCGACGACGUGGCCUUCUAUGCGGGCGACAUGUCGAACGACACGGCGUGGUACGCCAAGCGCAUGUUGUUGUCGUCGAUCUACGUGAAGUCCGAGUUGUUCCUGCUCCAGGACAACUCGCGAGACUUCGAGCGGACAAGGCGGUUUGUCGACAGCAGCGUGGCGUCGGUCCGGUCCAUGGGCAGCGCGUACACUUCCGUGGAGCAGUGGGCCGUUUUCAACGCCAUUUCGCUGGUGAACUUGAUCAAGAGCCAGUUGGCGCGCGGCUGA